UCCAAAUAAAAGAGAAGUUGUACAUAAUAUUCUUCUUUUCUUUGCAUUUAUAAUUGCAGUUGAUUGAACUGCUUUCUGUCCGUGCUCCUUCUCCUGAUGUGAAACUGAAGCUACUCAAGGAAAUUGCUGAAGAGCAUGGGCUAGAUUGGGAUCCAGCUGCCUCUGAAACUGAGUUUUUCAAGCCACAUGAAGACUUGCUGAAUGGCCCAACACAGUUUGUCAGUGGAUCUAAAUUGCCUCUUCCCAAGGAGAAACAUGAUGAAUCGUUGCACUCUGCCAGUGAACAAACACCCAAGGAAGAGGAUUCUGAUUCUGAUGCUGGCUUCUUCGACCCAUUAGAUUUUCCUGAAGUUCCCAAGGCAACAUCACAGCCAAGAGUGGAUGCCGUCUCCCCCCCUGCCAUGUUCCCACCUUCUCCAUCUGCUCCUCACCCUCAAGUUAAUUAUGAAGCACUGAGACAUUCUGAAGUUAAUGAAAAUCUAUUACGUCAACCACAUCCACAACCUCAGGAAGCAGCGGAAGAAAGAACAGUGGCUGACCAAAAUGAAUCGCCUGAUGUUUCAGUCAAAGCUAUGGAAGAUAAACAGUUUGUGCCAUUCAUUUCUCGCCCGAUAUUGGCUUCUGCAUCAUUUUCAGCAAGGCAAAAUAAUCCACCUCCACCUCCCAGUCUCUCAAGAACCAAAACUGAGGCCGAUAUUGAUUUGCAGGAUGUAUUGGCUGCUGCUCAGGUGGCUGCAGAAAGUGCUGAACGGGCUGCUGCAGCAGCCCGCUCAGCAGCUAGCCUUGCACAGGUCAGAAUUGCUGAAAUCAUGAAGAGAAAUGAUCAGGUCCUUGAUAGUAGCUGUGAGAAUCCAUUCCAUAUUGAUACAUCUGAUCAAUCACCUACAACAGAAAAGCCACAUGUCGAUCAUCACAACUCUCUGGGUGAUUCUGAUGGUGUUUCAAAUCCCUUGGAUGCUCAUCAAGACCCUGAGAAUUACCAGGCAUCAGAGGCAUUGAAUCUUCCUUCAUACGACAGAGACAAGGUGGGGAUUGAUUCCUCACCAUCCGAUGAUCAUGUGAUUGAAGACAAGCCUGCUAAUCACCAACCUCAGAGAUUGCCCUCCAUGGACGACGACUCAUAUUUUUCGUACCCAAACUUAUUCACCUCACAGGGAUCAAAUCUUGGAUCUGGUGUUCAUUCGUUCACAGAUACUUCCCGAUCCACUCAUGAGCACUGAAUCUGAACAACUUGCCAACAAGAUGUUUGCUCAUCUGUUUUUUAAGCUCUUGCUGGUGAGUGGAUUUUAUGUUAUUAGGCUUGUAUGAAGUGCCUUCAUGGUUCUUUCUUUCCUGUAAAGUAGUGCAGCUAUCAGACAUUUCGGAAGCAUAAUUUGUUUAUUAUUGGCUUCCUUGGUGGAAUGCAGCAUAGAGAAAAAAAUACUACCUGUGUGGUAGGGAAGCCAUCCCGGGUUUUUUUUUUACAUCAUUAUGUGCUAGUUAACUUGUAGGAAUAUUUGUGUAAAAACCUUGAUGCUUUGCUGGAAAUAAAGGUUACUUUACCUAUGUUGGAGCCUA
Vitis riparia (riverbank grape) is the source of this 1557-nucleotide messenger RNA. RefSeq lists its product as uncharacterized. The coding region runs from base 402 to 1220 and encodes 272 amino acids. The record is from RefSeq and is a predicted model, not a curated record. NCBI's taxonomy places the organism in Eukaryota, Viridiplantae, Streptophyta, Magnoliopsida, Vitales, Vitaceae. The transcript has 2 exons.